UUCGAGGCAUUCGAGAUGGGGACGAUACCGAGACGGAAAGAUAUCCCCCCGUGGGUGAAAGUCCCCGAGGACUUGCGAGAUCCGGAGGUGCUGCAGGUCCAGACGGCGCUGCUGGAAGCCAUGUUUGGCCCCGGAGGAUCUCGAAUCCCAUACAUCGAGCAAGUGAGCAGAGCCAUGCUCGAGCUGAAGGUUCUGGAAUCCUCGAACCUCACCGAGGUCGUGGUUUACGGCAAUUACUUGUACAAGCUCCGAACCAAGUGGAUGCUCCAGUCCAUGGCCGAGAGGCACCGCCUGAGGCAGGAGCGGGUACUUCGUGAUGGCGUCUGCUUUGUGGACCAACAAAUGUGGAACCUCAAAUUGCCCUCAGCUAGUGCACCCUUCAGAGUCAGUGGGCAAUGA
Messenger RNA from Myotis davidii, 399 nucleotides. It is a transcript of the gene DPPA5, whose product is annotated as developmental pluripotency associated 5. The transcript has 3 exons. The coding region runs from base 16 to 399 and encodes 127 amino acids. Gene Ontology annotation, biological process: regulation of gene expression. NCBI's taxonomy places the organism in Eukaryota, Metazoa, Chordata, Mammalia, Chiroptera, Vespertilionidae. Gene Ontology annotation, cellular component: cytoplasm. Gene Ontology annotation, molecular function: mRNA binding. The record is from RefSeq and is a predicted model, not a curated record.